Molecule: messenger RNA, 558 nt
Organism: Pneumocystis jirovecii RU7
Lineage: Eukaryota; Fungi; Ascomycota; Pneumocystomycetes; Pneumocystales; Pneumocystaceae
Product: ADP-ribosylation factor 1
Exons: 5
Coding region: 1-558 (185 amino acids)
Biological process (GO): vesicle-mediated transport; intracellular protein transport
Cellular component (GO): cytoplasm; plasma membrane
Molecular function (GO): GTPase activity; GTP binding
Source: RefSeq, a predicted model, not a curated record
AUGGGGCUCUCGCUGUCGAAGAUGCUUCAAGGGCUGUUUGGCAAGAAGGAGAUGCGGAUCCUGAUGGUAGGAUUGGAUGCAGCAGGAAAAACAACGAUCCUAUACAAGCUGAAGCUGGGAGAAAUUGUUACAACGAUCCCAACAAUUGCAGGAUUCAAUGUAGAAACAGUAGAAUACAAGAAUAUCUCGUUCACGGUCUGGGAUGUGGGAGGACAGGACAAAAUCCGGCCACUGUGGCGCCACUACUUCCAGAAUACGCAGGGGCUUAUAUUUGUUGUGGAUUCAAACGACCGGGAGCGAGUGUCAGAGGCUCGAGAGGAGCUGAUGCGGAUGCUGAGUGAAGACGAGCUGCGGGAGGCGGUCCUGCUUGUUUUUGCAAACAAGCAGGACCUUCCGAAUGCAAUGAACGCGGCAGAGAUUACAGACAAGCUUGGACUUCACUCACUGAGAAACCGCAACUGGUAUAUCCAGGCGACCUGUGCAACCUCUGGAGAUGGGCUGUAUGAAGGCCUGGAUUGGCUUUCAAUGAACUUGAAAAAACGAAGCUCGAGCUGUUAG